Toxotes jaculatrix (banded archerfish) is the source of this 5691-nucleotide messenger RNA. It is a transcript of the gene itcha, whose product is annotated as itchy E3 ubiquitin protein ligase a. The transcript has 25 exons. Lineage: Eukaryota; Metazoa; Chordata; Actinopteri; Toxotidae. Bases 177 to 2774 code for a protein of 865 amino acids. The record is from RefSeq and is a predicted model, not a curated record. Gene Ontology annotation, biological process: protein K48-linked ubiquitination; ubiquitin-dependent protein catabolic process; protein K29-linked ubiquitination. Gene Ontology annotation, molecular function: ubiquitin protein ligase activity; protein binding.
CACGGGUCCGUGCUGAUGGCAGGCAGCUACCUGUCAACAAUCUAGGCAUUGCCGAAAUCAGUCUGUGUGACUCCUUUUCGUCUGCUUAAAUCAGAUACCUGGAACUGUCACACAGACAAUAUUGUUGCAGGUCCUUUUGGUGCAGCCAAACAAGGUUGCAGUGUUAUGGAUGAACCAUGAAGGCCCAAUUGCAAGUCACAGUGCUUUCAGCCAGGCUGAAGGAAAACAAAAAGAACUGGUUUGGUCCCAGUCCGUAUGUUGAGGUAGCUGUGGAUGGCCAGUCAAAGAGGACUGAGAAGUGCAACAACACGCACAGUCCCAAAUGGAAGCAGGCUCUCACAGUAAUUGUGACUCCGGUGAGCAAGCUGAUCUUCCGUGUUUGGAGCCACCAGACACUGAAGGCAGACAUCCUGUUGGGAAUGGCCACUCUGGAGAUCCUUGAAACCCUUAAAUCUAAUGACCUGAAAUUGUGUGAGGUGGUGCAGACACUGCAGCUGUGCUCAGACAGAGACCCCCAGGAUAUUGUAGGUGACCUGUCAGUCUGCCUGGAUGGCAUGCAGGUGGAUCCCGAAACACUGGCCCCGGCAGAGAGGGAAUAUGCUGCUGUUCCAAAUGGAAAUGCGAAACAAAAUGGAGACGCAGGCAACAGGUCAAGCAGAGACACGUCUCCCUCCAGUGACUCAGAGGAGUGGGUCAUUGUACCUAAUGGUCACGCUGUCAAUGGUACGGCUUCUCCUUCCCGGUCUCCAGGGGGCUCCACUGCCUCACGUCCUCCUAGACCAACCCGACCUCCCCCUCCAACGCCGCGUAGACCUGCAGCCUCACCAACCUCUUCCAGCAGUUCCUCCCCCAGUGAGCUGAGUGAAGGCCCAGCUUCCGAUGGCUCCUCUCAGGUGUCUGCCAGUGGGUGUUCAGAUCAGCAGGAGGAAUCAGGUGCAGCGGCCACAAGUUCCUCGCAGACAGCCUGUGGCCCCAAACCAGGGGCAUCUGCCUCAGCAGCUUUGGCCACAGCAACUCCAAGGAUCGCACCCAUGAACGGUCCUUUGCCACCAGGGUGGGAGCAAAGGGUGGACCAAAAUGGACGGGUAUACUAUGUGGAUCACAUUGAGAAAAGGACAACCUGGGACAGGCCUGAGCCUCUGCCUACAGGGUGGGAGCGCAGGGUGGACCCAAUGGGUAGGGUGUACUAUGUCGAUCACAUAACCCGAACUACUACGUGGCAACGUCCCACACAGGAGUCAGUGCGUAACUAUGAGGAGUGGCAGCACCAGCGCAGCCAGCUGCAGGGAGCCAUGCAACAGUUUAACCAGAGGUUCAUUUAUGGGCUCCAAGACCAGUUUGCAGCUACAUCCAAUAAGGAGUUUGACCCUCUGGGACCUCUGCCACAGGGUUGGGAAAAGAGAACAGACACCAAUGGCAGAGUGUAUUUUGUUCAUCAUCCAACUCGGACAACACAGUGGGAGGACCCCAGGAGGCAGGGGCUGCUGAAUGAUAAACCGCUGCCAGAGGGUUGGGAGAUGAGGUUUACUGUGGACGGUAUUCCAUACUUUGUAGACCACAACAGGCGAACCACUACCUACAUUGACCCUCGCACUGGAAAAUCUUCACUUGAGAAUGGGCCACAGAUAACCUAUGUCAGGGACUUCAAAGCCAAAGUGCAAUACUUCCGGUUCUGGUGUCAGCAAAUGUCGAUGGCUCAGCACAUUAAGAUUACAGUCUCUCGGAAGACCUUGUUUGAGGAUUCAUUCCAACAGAUCAUGAGCUUCCACCCUCAAGACCUUAGGCGAAGACUGUGGAUCAUUUUCCCUGGAGAGGAGGGCUUGGAUUAUGGAGGUGUGGCCAGGGAAUGGUUCUUCUUGCUGUCUCAUGAGGUCCUGAACCCCAUGUACUGUUUGUUUGAGUAUGCUGGAAAGGACAACUACUGUCUGCAAAUCAACCCCGCCUCUUACAUCAACCCUGAUCACCUCAAGUACUUCAAGUUCAUAGGACGCUUCAUUGCCAUGGCCUUGUUCCAUGGCAAAUUCAUCGACACAGGUUUCUCCCUGCCCUUCUACAAGCGUAUCCUGAACAAACCUCUUGCUCUCAAAGACCUGGAGUCCAUAGAUCCAGAGUUUUACAACUCACUCAUAUGGAUCAAGGACAAUAACAUAGAGGAAUGUGGUCUGGAGAUGUACUUUUCAGUCGACAAGGAGAUCCUGGGGGAGGUCACCACCCAUGAGCUGAAACCAGAUGGAGGGAACAUCCAAGUAACAGAGGAAAACAAGGAGGAAUACAUCAGGUUGGUGGCUGAGUGGAGGCUGUCUAGAGGUGUGGAGGAGCAGACUCAGGCAUUUUUUGAGGGCUUCAAUGAAGUUCUGCCCCAGCAAUACCUUCAGUACUUUGAUGCUAAGGAAUUAGAGGUGAUGCUGUGUGGUAUGCAGGAGAUAGACCUGGUGGAUUGGCAAAGAAACACAAUCUACAGACAUUAUGCCCGAAGUAGCAAGCAGAUCCUCUGGUUCUGGCAGUUUGUGAAGGAGAUGGACAACGAGAAGAGGAUGAGACUGCUGCAGUUUGUCACAGGAACCUGCCGUCUUCCUGUGGGUGGCUUCGCUGACCUGAUGGGAAGCAACGGCCCCCAAAAGUUCUGCAUUGAGAAAGUGGGAAAAGACAACUGGCUUCCACGAAGCCACACAUGCUUUAAUCGUCUAGACCUCCCUCCUUACAAGAGCUAUGAGCAGCUGAAGGAGAAGCUCAUGUUUGCCAUAGAAGAAACAGAAGGGUUUGGGCAGGAGUAAUGUAAGAGCAGGAGCUGAUGGGAUGGUGGAACAGUGGGCUUGGAGGAACCAUAUCCCUUUCAGACAAGAGCACUUUCCAACAGAUUCUCCGUGCAGCCAGGAGCUGCUUAUAAACUGGUAUAUGGACAUACUAAUUUUUAUUUUCUGUCAUAUUAUCAUAUGCAACUACUGUUUCUAAGCUCUUUAGUUAAAUAGAUUCAUUUAAUCAAUUCAUUUGCUCCACAAGAAACCUGUGAAUCCUCCUCACAUCGUUUCAUUUCUCAUGCAUAUGAUCAGUUGCCACCUAAUCCAGAUGAUUUCACUUAGUCCUGCUCAUUCCACUAACGAGCCGUGGAGGCAGAAAAGACACCUUUCUCACUCUGUCAUGUCUGCACACGCUGUGCAUUGCGCAAGUGCAGUUUCUACACGUAAAUCUGUUAUCUGUGAAUCUUUGCAGUAGUAACUUCUUUCCAGUCUAUGCAGGAUGGACAGUUCCAGAGGACAGAACCGUAUUUGUGUGUUUAGAUUUAAAAUAAAAAAAGAGUCAUAUCUAAAAGCAGCUUACAAGGCAUACAUACAUAUGGUUUGGGUCUUUCAGGCUCAGCUUUUAUUUUUCUUUUGUUGAAAGGAUAGAUGAAUGGAUGGAUGAUUUUCUUUUCUUUUCCAACAGCUGAUUGACUGGACUGACUCCCAUAGCACAUACACAGUUCCUUUAAUAACUUUGAUAAAUACAAUCAUGCUAAUUGUAAUAAUAAUGUCUCUUAUUUUGACAGGUUGAUUUCUUUACUUAAAAAUGAGUUGAAACCUUGAACAUAGCUAUGAAAGCAGUAAGGCGGCUGUGAUUGUUCUAAAGAGAGGUUGUAUUUUUAUGUGCAAUAGUUUUGUAGAAAACAUUUUUGCCUGUAAUAGAGCCAAACAGUGAUUUGUUUGAUCAUUUUUAUAGCACUUUGGUAAGUUUCAGCAUUUACUAUUGAUUUAAAUUCCCAAUAUAAAGGAGAGAACAUUUGCAUAUUUGCAAGUAUACUGUAUAUGGUGAAACUUGUUGGGUGUGAGUUGGUUUGACAAACUUGGCCUUCCCAAAACGGUCUGUUCUGUAUGUAAUAUCAGCCUAUUUGACCAUGGAUAGACACUUCCUUUAUGAGUAAGCGAGACUCAAAGUGUGAAGUAUUUCUGAAAUUUCUUGACAACUAUGAGCUGUUACUGAUGACGUGGGAGCAUUAGGAUGUAUUGUGUAAUAGAAUGAAAUUUGUUGAAUAAUGACGUAUUCCCACUGAAUGGUCACCAGUUCUCUGGAAUUAAGUGUUAUCUUAGAUCAUUAAUGAAGAUACUGAAUCCUAACUGUUUAAUCUGUGAAGUGACUAAUGCAGUUUAUGUAAAUACACUUACAAAGCAGAAAAAUGUGUUUAAUAUCUUAAUACAUGUUAUUCACCCAAGCAGUGGACCCCCUUGAGUUGCAGGUUUGAACUGAGAAUUAAGAUUUGAAUUAAUGUGAUAGAUAUUGGCCCUAGUUUUAUAGGGUGUUAGGUAUUCAGAUUUCUACAGUAAUAGUGUAAUCCAUAUCUUUUCCCAAAAUAGCCCCUCUAAUGUCAAACUAAUUUUUGUUUCUUUUUUUUUUCAUUUUAAGAAAAUGACUAUGGAACCGAACUACCAAAGGAUUUUACUUAAUUGUUUUUUAUAAACCAUUUGACUUGAAAAUCUGAGUCACCAAGUGUAACCAGUUCUUAAUUCCCCCAAAAUGAUUACACAUUUUGCACAAGUUAUCGUUGACCUGAUAAUUCCCCUUUAUUUUACCCACUGUAAAGCAUGAAAAGCUAAACAAAGCGGUGGCUCUGUUAUCUCAAUUUUACAAAAAGAGUUUGAACAAAAUUUCGGUAAUAUUUUAUCAUUGAAAAUGAAUGCUGAUUUGUAUUUUAAAGCAGUUUUAAGGAAACCAAGUCUUAAUCUUUCUUAGAAAUGUUUUACCUUUAUCACUGUGGAUUUGAAAUUUUUCCUGAACCGGCCACUCACAAAAAUGAAUUCACAGUCUUACACAGUAUUAACCUGUGUUCUUACUGUGUAUUUCUAUGAGGUCUAGUUGCUGAAUAUGAGCAGAGCCAAAUUAAUAAAUUGUAACGUGAUAUUUCAACCUCAAGCUCUGUUGUGUGUGCAUAGGUGGCAUGGUACAUCAUUACAUGAAGGAAUUUCAAUAUGUAUCCCAGGUCACUGAAAAAUUGUAAUUACAGUUUAAAUUUCAGAAAGUUCCCUUAAGCUCCCAGCAAAAUAUAAAAGAAAGAUUUUUUUUCUUAUGAAUUUUCACAAAUGUGAACUAUGUGGUGGCCGUCAUUUCAGAAUGAUGAUACUAUACAGGGAAAAAAAAUGCUGGUUCUCUUAAGCUCUCCCUCACUGAACUGACAUGUUUAUCAGUCAAUACCCAUUACUACUUUAUACUUGUGUCAGGUGUUUCACAUUAUCUCACAUGUGUUCCCUUACUGGCAGUAAUUCAAUACACACGCAUACACCUACAAUUCUCAGUGUGUAGCUACUGGUGUGCAAACUUGUGAAGAGAUUAUUAUUGUAAAAACUAAAACCCUGAUUAAGCAGGUUUUGUUAUUAAAAUGUUGACUGUUGAAUAUAUUAACAGAUUACAACUAAUGAUAUAGCACCUUGAGACUCCAGACUGGUGGAAUUAACCACUUCACUGUUUAACCACUGCUGUUCUCCAGAUCAUUGGGCAGUUAAAUGUAUAGAAAUAUGCAAAAAUAGUGUUGUACUGAUUUCAUUGUAAAUCAUGUUGAUAGUGUAAUCACUGUGGUUUUUUUUUUUUUUUUUUUGGAAUCUCUCACUUUUUUGAUAAGUGGAAGUCAGUGGUUGAAUACUAUUUAUUUGGAGAAUGGGUUUCAUGUAACAAUGAACUGGACUGAUUGAGAAAAAAAAUGUAAUAAAAUGAUUUUAACACUGG